AUGUCCCCGACACAGACGUCAAAGCAGGCAUACUACCCUGCCGACUACUCAGGAAGCGUCUUGUCCAAUCCCAUAUCUGAUGAGCAGCUGUACAGCAUGCCGCCAUCUCCACGGCCGAGACACCAACCUCUGUCAUACCGACGAAGUCCUGGGCCCGUAUCGCAGAGACGGAGGCGCAGCCGGGAUCAUGACAGUCUUAUCGCAAUGGGAUCAUGGACGAGCCAAAGCAUUCGCGAUGAAGAACCAUGUGCAAGAUACGGUCGUGAAAGAUGUAGCAGUAGCCUCCACGACGGCGACUUUUUGGCCAAGAAUACGCCGUAUGAUGAUUUCAUUCUCUUCCCUGACGGUGCUGAAAAUGACAUAUACGAGGACUUCGCAUCGCCCGCUCAAUCAUCAUCAGCUCCCAGGGCUCCCCGCAUCACCAGGCUCCGCACACCAGACCUGGCGCCGCUGUCGACGGAUGUCCAAUUCUUCCCCUGCCUCGGCGAUGAAGCUGAGCGAGACAGGAUUAAUGAGGCUUGGUACAUUGCCAGUCGGGAGAGGGUUGCGUCACAAUUGGAUGAUGCCUUGGCUUACAUGGCGGCCGUGGAGGGGCGCAGUCGCACACGAAGAGGGUAA
Messenger RNA from Colletotrichum godetiae, 618 nucleotides. RefSeq lists its product as uncharacterized. The transcript has 2 exons. The record is from RefSeq and is a predicted model, not a curated record. Bases 1 to 618 code for a protein of 205 amino acids. NCBI's taxonomy places the organism in Eukaryota, Fungi, Ascomycota, Sordariomycetes, Glomerellales, Glomerellaceae.